AUGAGCACAAACCUGGAGGGUGGCUCGAGAGGGACUCGCCCACGCUUGAAGUGCUUCCUGUUGGAUAAUUUCGCAUCAAUAGGAAUCCAUUUGAUGGUCAAAUUUUCCUUUUAUAUGCCAUUGAGCUGAAUGAAGCCCAAAGGGGGCGAACUUCUGGUGGCGAAAUGUGUAUUGAGAAUGUUUAAUGAUGCCAUCUCCACAAUUGAUUACUCUGGUAGUCAUAGCGACAGUCUCAGGACACUCACGGGACUUCGCACUCACACAGUCGUCCUGCAACAUGGCCGGGAAAUUUGUGUAUUCAACAAUGUGACACACGCACACUCCGCUAACGAGGGAAAUCACAGUGGCUCCAGGAGGAGGAAAGAUGCAGCUUCCAGAGCACUGAGAAUACGGGAUUGCCAGAGGAGAAGAUUGAACUUCCACCCCUGCAAGUCUCUCACCCUGGCGGGAAUACAAUGGCCAUCGGUGGUGUUUCUCCUUAUCGUGCAACUGGCAGACAGAAAUUCCGAGGCCACUCCGCAUUUUGGACACACAAAUGCUGAAGAGGGUGGCCUUAUCUUGGCCAUGCAAGAGUGCCAAAAAUGGAGGGAAAAACUCACAAUCUAUAGAGAAGGGAACACUUAGGGAUGCAAGACGAUGGAAAUUUACCACCUGAUUUGCAAUGAAUGAAGAGGAGAAAUUCAGAAAUUUCAUGAAACUUUACCUCAAAAGCAUUUACAAUAAUCAAGAAGUUGGUUUUUGUCUCUCAGACACCAAAAAUUAAUUCCAAUAGACCAAGAGAUAGAGAGUCAAAGGGAGGCUUUGGGAUAAAUUAUUGCUGUGUUGAAAUGCCGUCGAAGGAGUGGAGAAUGAGGGAAGAUGGAAAUUUUGCAAACAGCUGCCUAUCUUUUAUUGACGAGAUAUUUUAUCUCACAAUCGAAUCAAACUAUAAAUUAUUCAAUAAAAAUCCAAA
Molecule: messenger RNA, 952 nt
Organism: Phlebotomus argentipes
Lineage: Eukaryota; Metazoa; Arthropoda; Insecta; Diptera; Psychodidae
Exons: 4
Coding region: 130-624 (164 amino acids)
Source: RefSeq, a predicted model, not a curated record